UGAUGGUCGUCAAGCAAUGCGUUCCAUUCUUGAUAGUUUAGUCCAUAAACAUGGCGGAUCCAUUAAGUUUACUACGACAAUAUAAUGUCAAUAAGAAAGAAAUAAUUGAACGUGAAAAUCAAAUAAUAUUUGGAGAAUUUUCGUGGCCGAAAAAUGUGAAAACUAAUUAUUUAACUUAUGGAUCUGGAAAGGAAGGAACGCCUAAGGAAUAUUAUACCCUAGAGUGCCUAUUGUUUUUACUUAAACAUGUUCAACUUACACAUCCAGUUUAUGUACGGCAAGCGGCUGCAGAAAAUAUUCCGGUUGUCCGUCGACCAGACCGGAAAGAUUUACUUGCCUAUCUCAAUGGUGAAACUGCCACAUCAGCCGCCAUAGAUAAAUCAGCACCUUUAGAAAUUCCAACACAAGUAAAACGAACUGCCGAAGAUGGAUUGGAUGCAGGUUUAUCUAAGAAACCAAGAUUUGAAGAGACUCAUGUUCAAAAGGUUAAAGAACAACUUGCAGCUCGUCUGGAUGCACCGAAAGAAGCAUCUGUUACAGUUGAUAAUAUCAAAUCACUGUCAGAAGCUAUGUCAGUUGAAAAAAUUGCUGCAAUUAAGGCUAAACGAUUGGCCAAAAAACGUACAACAAUUAAGGAAAAUGAUGACAUUGGCAUGGGCUCAGAUUUAAGAGUUAUUUUAGAUAUGGAUGUUGAUGAUACAAAAGAUAUUGUUUCACGAGAAAGACAAUGGAGAACAAGAGCUACAAUAUUACAGAGUAGUGGUAAAAUAUUUGCUAAAAAUAUAUUUGCAAUUUUACAAAGUAUAAAAGCUAGAGAAGACGGGAAACAUAAAGGUCCCGUAGCAUCUACGCCAAUGGUUACACCUCGUUCAACGCCUAUGAGGCCACUUCCUCAACCUGCAGUCUAUAAUCGUUAUGAUCAAGAAAGAUUUAUUCAAAAGGAAGAAACAGAAGGUUUUAAAAUUGAUACCAUGGGAUCUUAUCAUGGAAUGACUUUGAAAUCUGUAACUGAAGGAACUAAUCCAGCAACUCGAAAGCCUGCUAAUCCUACUUCUGCACCAUCAUCAGGUUUGCUUCCUACAUCAGCCGCUAAAUUAACUCCUCAACAAGCUGCUCAAAAUAAACGACCUAGCCGGACUCCAAUUAUCAUUAUUCCUAGUGCAAACAAUUCACUAAUUACAAUGUAUAAUGCCAAAGAUAUCCUUCAAGAUCUGAAAUAUGUCAGUAAUGAUGAAAAGAAAACAUCAGGUGCCAAGAGAGAACAUGAAAUUUUAUUACAACGUCGUAAAGAUGGAGGUUUAACUGUUCCUUAUCGAGUAAUUGAUAAUCCACAAAAACUUACAAACUCUGAUUGGGAACGUGUAGUAGCAGUAUUUGUAAUGGGACCAGCAUGGCAAUUUAAAGGCUGGCCUUUCGAUGGUAAUCCAGUUGAAAUAUUUUCAAAAAUUUGUGCAUUCCAUCUCAAGUAUGAUGAAAUGCGACUUGACACAAAUGUUGCUCGAUGGGCAGUAACUGUGAUAGAGUUAAGUCGCACAAAGCGUCAUUUAGAUCGUGCUGCUUUGAUGAAAUUUUGGGAACAUCUGGAUAAACAUAUGAUUAAAAAUAAGCCUCUUUUACGAUUUUAAUUGAUAUUGUGCAUUUUAUGUAUAUAUUUAAAUAUAAUAUUUUAGUAGUCACGUUUGUAAAUAGUUGGUCAAGUUUUUUUAUGCGCACGUGACCGCAAUUUAAGUGAAUGAAUAUUCUUAAGAAAGCGCAAAAAGAAUGUUAUUUCUGUUUAUCGAAACAAUAAAAAGACUUUAAACGAU
Molecule: messenger RNA, 1805 nt
Organism: Chelonus insularis
Lineage: Eukaryota; Metazoa; Arthropoda; Insecta; Hymenoptera; Braconidae
Gene: hyx
Product: cell division cycle 73 hyrax
Exons: 2
Coding region: 51-1625 (524 amino acids)
Biological process (GO): positive regulation of transcription elongation by RNA polymerase II; transcription elongation by RNA polymerase II
Cellular component (GO): Cdc73/Paf1 complex
Molecular function (GO): RNA polymerase II complex binding
Source: RefSeq, a predicted model, not a curated record